AUGGACAAGACGAAAGUAAACUACGGCGUAUACCUCGUCACAGACUCGACGCCCGCCAUCCUGGGCAACAAAGACCUCACCAGCGUCGUCGAGGCGGCCGUGCGAGGCGGCGCGACGAUUGUGCAGUAUCGCGACAAGCACAGCGACCGGGAGGCGGCGGUGAGGACGGCGAGGGCGCUGCUGGCGGUGACGAGGCGGCAUGGCGUGCCGUUGCUGGUGAAUGACCGCGUGGAUGUGGCGGUUGAGGUUGGCUGCGAGGGGGUGCAUAUUGGGCAGGACGACAUGGCAUACGAAGAAGCCCGCAAGCUGCUCGGCCCCGACAAAAUCAUUGGCGUCACGGCCAGCUCCAUCCAAGAAGCCCUCAAGGCAUGCGAGGCCGGCGCCGACUAUCUCGGCCUGGGCACUGUCUACGCCACGCAAACCAAAAAAGACACAAAGUCCAUCAUUGGUACCGCCGGCAUCCGCUCCAUCCUGCAGGCCCUCUCCGCCGCCGGCCACGCCGCCAUCCCCACCGUCUGCAUCGGCGGCAUCAACAGCUCCAACGCCACGGCCGUGCUGGUCGAGUCCAGCGCCGCGCCGGCAAAGAGCCUCGACGGCAUCGCCGUGGUCAGCGCGCUGGUCGCGGCCGAGGAUCCCGCGGCGGCGGCGAGGGUGCUGCUGACGAAUGUGGCCAUGGGGAGGGUUCCGGACGUUGUCAAGGCGGUGGCGGCUGCGACGCCGCUGUCGCAUAACAUGACGAAUUUGGUCGUGCAAAACUUUGCUGCCAAUGUUGCGCUUGCUGUUGGGGCCAGUCCCAUCAUGGCAAACUACGCCGAAGAGGCUGCUGAUCUGGCCAAGCUGGGAGGCGCUCUGGUCAUCAACAUGGGAACUGUGACGCCGGAAGGGCUGAAGAACCAUGUUCAAGCGUUGCAGGCGUAUAAUGCUGCUGGAGGGCCUGUUGUGUAUGAUCCCGUUGGCGCCGGCGCAACCGCCAUCCGCCGCAACGCCGUCAAGACGCUCCUCUCCUCCGGCCACUUCACCGUCAUCAAAGGCAACGAGCGCGAAAUCCAGACCGUCUACGGCUCCUCCGUCUCCCAGCGCGGCGUCGACUCCUCUUCCUCCUUGACUAUCCCGCAGCGUGCCACUCUCGCCCGGGCCCUCGCCCGCCGCACCGGCGCCGUCGUCAUCCUCACCGGCAAGACGGACAUUGUCAGCGACGCAUCUCGCACGUUGCGCGUAGACAACGGGCACGAGUUCCUCAGCCAGGUCACGGGCACGGGGUGCACGCUGGGGACGACGGUGAGCGCCAUGGUUGCCGCGUUUCGGAGCGACGUGCUGGUUGCGGCGCUGGCAGGGCUGGUGCUGUUUGAGAUUGCGGCCGAGAGGGCGGCGGUGAGGGACGAUGUUCGCGGGCCGGGCACGUUUGUGCCGGCGUUUAUAGAUGAGUUGAGUGCGGUGAGGAAGGAGACUGCUGGGGGGAACGUUGCGUGGUUGGCAAAGGCCAGGAUUGAGGCUCUGGAGGUAGUUGAGGAGGAGAGUGCGUGAUCUCUAUGAAAGCGUUUGAAAAAACAAAACAAAAGGAAGCAUAAUGAUCUAGAAGUUUUCACAAAAAGGUGAAUUGGGAGAAGAGAAUGAUAUCAUGUUGCUUAUCCUUCAUACCGUUCUAAACACGUACAAGAGUGCUAAACUCGACUGUUAGCUUUGACGCGCGCCAUUCCCAAAUAUCCAGUUACCCUGUCUGAGGUUUUCCAUCGAUCCUUGUGAAACAAAGAAGAAGAAGAAGAAGCAAAAAAAGAAACACCAUGAACCUGGUUGCUUGUACACAACCUAACCAAACUCCACGCCAUAUUACACUGCUCCAGCCUUGCAUUUCAAAAAGAAUCCAUCACCAUCGGCUCCCCGUUCAAGUUCCACGCCGUGUCAUUCAUAAAGUUCUGCCACAAAUCGUCGUCCAGAUCUUCCAUGCCUGCCAUCGCCCACCCCUGGCCACCCUCUCCUUUGUUCGCCGUUGCCAGUGUAGAAGACGGUAGAAGAGAAUGACGACGGUUGACUUCACUUCCCUCCAUCUCCGCCGCC
Messenger RNA from Trichoderma atroviride IMI 206040, 2055 nucleotides. RefSeq lists its product as uncharacterized. Gene Ontology annotation, molecular function: magnesium ion binding; hydroxyethylthiazole kinase activity; ATP binding. The record is from RefSeq and is a predicted model, not a curated record. Lineage: Eukaryota; Fungi; Ascomycota; Sordariomycetes; Hypocreales; Hypocreaceae. Gene Ontology annotation, biological process: thiamine biosynthetic process. Gene Ontology annotation, cellular component: cytoplasm.